Molecule: messenger RNA, 591 nt
Organism: Fusarium pseudograminearum CS3096
Lineage: Eukaryota; Fungi; Ascomycota; Sordariomycetes; Hypocreales; Nectriaceae
Exons: 1
Coding region: 1-591 (196 amino acids)
Source: RefSeq, a predicted model, not a curated record
AUGGCCCAAACUCCAGGUUUGUUGCCGAAUGCUGUUCGAAACGCUCCCGACGAUUCAUGCCGUGCGCCCAUCACGACAGAUGCACUACAGGCAAUGCCUGAUAAUUCGAUAACAUCCCUAAGAACUACAACCAUCGAAGACCCCAUGGGUAGUACCAAGGUAACCAUUAACGUUACGGGUACCGACGACAUGACUACCAACAACAUGAGUAUCAGCGACAUGAGUACCAACGUCGAACUCAUCCGCGACAGGGUUACUCAGCACCUGGCACAGCACCCACAUACCAACAUCCACAAAGUUCACGCUGAGUACAUGACAACAGUGGAGCGCAUCCGAACCCUACAGAAACUGCAGGAAGUUAACAAUCGCGAGAUUGAAAAUUACUCUCCUGAGACUGGGGAUAUCUAUUCGAGGCGCAAGUUGAGGGUUACACAAGCAAAGCUAAGAGUAAGCCUCAAGGCUGAAAAGGAACGAAGUCGUGUAUUGAGCGAGAAGAUAGAGACAGAGAAGCAGCUACGCAGUAUUUUGGUAGCUUCUCGGGAAAUUUGGAAUGCCCUGGUUCGCAAUGAGAACGAUUCAGUCCGUUGGUAG